AAGGCUGUGGUUCUAGAUUGUAAAAUUUCACUUGCGAAUCGCGUCUGCAAAGCGCUGAAAGUGCGUUUUCCGUGCCCGUCGGAAAACGCACCUACGCUCACGCCCAACGGUGGCCGCAUCGUGUCGUUCGUGAAGGGUGUAAAAGUCGCUGCAAAUCAAGUGUUGGUGGGCUCGUGAAGAACGCACUCCUCCUCUGCUACCGUGUGAGCGUGAGCCAGCGAAAGAAAUCGAUAUACAACUUUCUAUUGAAUCGUGUCCUGCGCAUGGUGGUCCUGUUGUGUAGGCUGCCUGAGCGAGCUUCUAUAUUCCCUUCUUGCAAGGGAAUAGAACUCCUGAAGCAGCAGGACCCCUCGCAACAACCAUCGCACAGCCCCACGAAAGUCAGUGCGAAUGCGAAGUGACCACCAACAAACGGUGGGCGAGUGAAAAAUACGCCAGAAACAAAAAUCGGUACGAGUGAAAAAAGUGAAAAAGGCAGUACCGCCUACUACGAUAGUGAGUGUGUGUGGUGGUGCUGGCAGGGCAGCAAGAAUUUCUUCGCUGCUCCCGGGAGUGCCCUAGCAGCAGCAGCAGCAGCAGCAGCGGUUCCACCUAACUUCGCUCGCCACGGCCGCCCACAGUGCAUGGAUAUUACUGGUGGCCCUUCCCCACUGAUAAACGGUCACUUAGAACCGAACGCGUAGAACGUCGAGCGAAUAUCUCUUGUGUGUGUGUUGUUAUCAUCAACCAGCACCAACACCACCACCACCAGCACCAGCAGCAACAUGAACGCAUCCGACCCGUUCGUGAUAACGUCCCGCGAGAGGCUCAAGUACGAGGACCAGUUCAAGUCGCUGCAGCCGGUCGACGGGGUGGUAACGGGCGGGCAGGCCAAAGGAUUCUUCCUCCAGAGCCAGCUGCCCCCGCAAAUACUCGGCCAGAUAUGGGCCCUUGCCGACACGGAUGCGGACGGGCGGAUGACGCUGGGUGAGUUCAGCAUCGCCUGCAAGCUGAUCAACCUGAAGUUGCGUGGAUUCGAAGUGCCGAAGGCACUGCCACCGACGCUCAUCGCAUCGCUCACAGCCGUCGGCGGAACGCCCAUCCUUACGCCCACUUCCGGCCUGAGCCCGCUCGAUCCGCUCAAGUCACUGUCCGGUUCGAUCGGAGUCGUCCCGCAGCCCCAGCCGCCCCUGAUGGCACCGCAUGCCGUUCCGCACGCGAUAGUGCCUCCACUGAUGAACAAUCAAAUGGGGGUGGCCCCGCAAACGGUCGUCCCGGGCAUGGGACCGGGUGGUGUGCCACCGCCCAAGCCGGCUCUUCCACCGCAACUGAUCGCUGCGUCCGCCGCAGGCCCACCGCUCAUCCCGAUGGGCCAACCGUUGAUUCCGGGAAUGGCAGCACCCGUCCAGGCCGCUGUCAUGCAACAGCCACUGAUCGGGGGAUUGGUUGGGAGCGCUCCGACCAUUCCACCGACCGCUGCCGUAAAGCCACUGAUCGAUCCACUCGGAAGCGUGUCGGCGGUACCGCUAGUGGGCGGUGUAGCAGUUCCGGCUCCACCGACACCGCCCCAUUCCGGCGGUGGAACACCCGCCCGCUCGAUGUCUAUCUCGGAACGGGCCCCAUCUAUUGAAUCUCCCGGACAAAUUGAAUGGGCAAUCAAGGGUCCGGCCAAGCUCAAAUACACCCAGCUGUUCAACACGACUGAUCGCAACCGCAGCGGCUUCCUCACCGGACCGCAGGCCCGCAACAUCAUGGUGCAGACGAAGCUUCCACAGGCGAUGCUCGCCCAAAUCUGGGCCCUGGCCGACAUGGAUACCGACGGUCGGCUCGGCUGCGAAGAGUUCGUGCUCGCCAUGUACUUGUGCGAUAUGGCCGCCGCUGGUGAGAAGGUUCCGACCACGCUGCCGCCCGAGCUGGUGCCGCCGUCGUUCCGCAAGGCGACGUCGCGCCACGGUUCGGUGGUGGGCUCGCGGCACGGUUCCGUCUCCUCCCAGGGCGCACCGGUGCAUGCCGCCGUCGAGCUAGAUCCGCUAUCGGGACUGCCACAGUCCUCGUUCGAAGACAAGCGCAAGGAAAACUUUGACAAGGGUCAGGCCGAGCUGGAACGGCGACGAAAAGCGCUGAUGGAUAUUCAGAAGAAAGAACAGGAGGAACGUGAGCGCAAAGAACGCGAAGAGCAGGAAAAGAUCCGCAAAGCCAAGCUGGAGGCUGAGCUUAAGAAGCAGCAAGAGCUGGAGAAAGAACUGCAGCGCCAGCGCGAACUUGAGCAAGAGCGUGAGGAACAACGCAAGCGUGAGCUGGAGAAAAAGGAACUCGCUCGAAAGGAAAUGGAGAAGCAGCGCCAGCUGGAGUGGGAAACGCAAAAGAUCGCGGAAAUGCAGCAGCACCGGCAGCGGGAGCAGGAGAACGUGCUGAAGCUGAAGGCGCAGAACCAAUCGCUGAGCGUCGAGCUGAGCACGUUCAACGAGCGCAUCAAGGAGCUGUCGCAGAAGAUCUGCGACACGCGCGUCGGCGUGACGAACGUCAAGAGCACGAUCGACGGUAUGCGCACCACGCGCGACACGCAGAUGGCCGAGAUGACGCAGCUGAAGGCGCAGGUGAAGGAGCAAAACCAGCGGCUGGUGCAGCUGAGCCAGGAGAAGGCCAAGCUGGACGCGAAGAGCAAGUCGGGCGAAACGGAAAGCCAGCUGCAGUUCACCAACAAACAGAUUGUCAUACAGCAGCUGAAGGACAAGCUAGAAAACACCAAGCAACAGAUCGAAAACAAAACGACCGACAUCAAUCUGAACCGGGACCAGCUGGUUGAGCUGAAAUCCCAGCUGACCGAUCUGAUUGACGCAUGCGAGCAGCUGUACGGUGAAUACGACAUGCAGAGAAUUCAGAUCUUGGAGAUGAAAAACAACCGCAAAAACGAAUCGUACAGCAGUGCGUGGGAUACAUCCAACUCGUGGGGCGCUCCGGAUACGACCACGACGCACGCAGCACUCAACAGCGAACCGGCCGCACCGGCCGCUAGCGUGACAGCUGGCUCGGGCGAGGAUGUGCAAACGCCACCGGGCUACGUGAAGUACCGGGCGAUCUAUGAGUUUAGUGCACGAAACAGCGACGAGAUUUCAUUCCAGCCCGGCGACAUUGUGAUGGUACCGCUGGAGCAGAAUGCCGAACCGGGCUGGUUGGCGGGUGAAAUCAACGGUCACACUGGCUGGUUCCCGGAAUCGUUCGUCGAAAAGGUGGACAGCAACCUGAACGUGGUCGAAGCGGUCCCAGAAACGAUAGCGUACAGUGAGCCGGAAGUUGAUUACACGACCACCACUACUACCACCACCACCAUCGCCGCAUCCGCCGCCGCCGCCGCACCAGUCGAAGAAGAGUAUCACGCACCAAACGAUAAUACAGAGGCUACCUGCAACGGGGAUGUGGAAUAUUAUGUCGCCUGCUACGCCUACCAGUCGGCGGAGGCAGGCGAUCUUGUGUUUGACGCAGGGGAAACGAUCGCCGUUUCGAAGAAGGAGGGCGACUGGUGGACUGGCACCAUCGGCAACCGGACUGGCAUUUUCCCUUCGAACUAUGUGCAGAAACACGAGGGCGAGGUUAUGAACGGCAAUCAAGCGACAUAUAACGAGCAGCCAACCAUGCACCAGGAACCGGAACAGCAGCAGCAGCAGCAGCCGCAAGCGUACGAGCAGGAAACCAAACGAAAGCAAUCGGCCACUGCCGCCGGCAAUACUCAGGACGCGGAGGAUGCACGCAACCAGGCCGAAGCGGACUCGGAAGUGUCCCAGAUCAAUACUCAGCCACCUUCCGGUGCGUCCGCGAACGAGGAAAACAUUCGCUACUCCUCCAUGUCGAUGACGUCGGCCACGCCCAGCCUGCGGCGCAAGGGCGAGGUGGCACAGGUGAUCGCACCGUACGAGGCGACCAGCUCCGAGCAGCUAUCGCUGCAGCGCGGCCAGCUAAUAAUGAUAAGAAAAAAGACCGAUUCCGGCUGGUGGGAGGGUGAAUUGCAGGCAAAGGGCAGACGCCGCCAGAUUGGUUGGUUCCCGGCGACGUAUGUGAAGAUACUGCAAGGUGGACGAAACAGCGGCCGCAACACGCCCGUAUCGGCCAGCAAGGUUGAGCUGACGGAAACGAUUCUCGAUAAAGUCAUCGCACUGUACCCGUACAAAGCACUGAACGACGACGAGCUGUCCUUCGAGAAGGACGAUAUCAUUAGCGUGCUCGGCCGGGAUGAGCCGGAAUGGUGGCGCGGCGAGCUGAACGGCACCACCGGUCUGUUUCCGAGCAAUUACGUCGGCCCGUUCGUGUCGUCCGUUAUAUUUUAGCGCAAAACGGCACUGUAGCUGCAUGAUGCAGUGGAACAAAAACUUCUGCCGCAAUUCACUUGUUGUACCGCUGCAAAGAAGCGUAUGUUAUCUCAUAUCUCUUUCUAAAACUUUCCACCGAAUGCUGCGCGCGCGAAGGUAAUGUAUAACGGGCAGUAGGGCUUUCUGCUACCGUAACCAAAGCCCAAAAUGACACGUUGAAUCGGGACGGCUUAGCCAGUGGUUUCGCGCGGUUCAGCACCACCAGCGCUAGCAACCCGUAUCAGGCGAACUAUGGUCCCAGCAGCAGCACCAACGACGACGACAGACACGCUGUGGAACGUGCUGAGGACGAUCUACACAACAACAACAACUACAAUAAGCGAUACCACAACAAUAAAAUCAAUAACUAUAACACUAAUUAUAAUAACGCUAACUGUAACGACAACACUAUCAUUAACGAUAACGAUAUUAUGCAUCAGUGCAACAAUAAUAAUAAUAAUAAUCAACUAAUCAUGCGAGUAUUUCAGCGGCAGGCGCAGUAGCACCACCACCACCACCCUUAGUGAAAGACAAAACCCUCUUGCCCCUUCACUGUUAUAGGUGUAUAAUGUUAAUGUAGAAUUCAGUCAAACAAGAACGAAGGAAAGGGAGGGUUGGUUUAAAUUGAAUUGAACGCGCGCAUAGCGAAGGAGCGAACCACGCAUAGUAGUAUUCUAUUUACACAAACACAGACAUACACACAUAUACAAUCAUCGAACACAAACACACACACAUACAAACUUUCCCUGGGCUCUCUUUUGUCUGUUUCUCCCUGUCUUUCUCUUCCUGUCUAGAGAGGGAUUAAAAUGCAAAAAUGCAAAAAUGUCUAUGCAAACUCUGUUGAGGGUUGUUGUUGUAGCAGUAGCAGACCGCAACAAGAAUGAAGUAUUAUUCGAUUCUGUUAAUUAUAGUAAGAUAAGUUACAACUGUUAAAGUUGUUUAGCAAACCCAGAGGGCUUGGGCUUGGGUCGAUGGUUCGCUUUCCCAAACCAAUCAUAGCCGCGUUUUAGUCGUGUUUUCUUUUCACUCUCAAUUAAGCCAUUCAGCUCUGUUUAGUGAAUCAGAGAGAGCGUUCAGUGCGCGCAACUAUUCUAAAAGGGGGAUUUGGCGGGAGUUUGUGGCUCCCCUGGGUUAUGCUGGCGCUAGAGUGGUGGGAAGGGGCUAGUGUGUUUAGUGUCAUACAAAACCAGGGUCGAGACAUUGACGAUGAUUUGUAGAUAUUAACGAGCGUAGAUAUUUAGCUGUAUUCCCUCUCUCUCUCUCUUACGCGCACCGUAUCUUUAAAGCAAUGGUGAACUCUGGUGAACUUACAAUCACAGCAGCCGUGUGUAACGUGUUAAAACGUUUAGUGAAUCUAUAACAACCUACUGCAAUUGUGUUUGUUCCGUUAGUGGCUGUAGACGUGGUGAAGAAACGAAAAAUCGAUAAACAUUCCUAGAAGUGAAUUUAGUGAUCUGUAGCGCCGCCCAGCUGUACGUGGCUUUUGUUCUACGCAUAAACGGUAGGAACGGUCUUAUCUUUGGCUUGUUGCAUUUAACACAAACAGAAACAGAGUGCUAGAGGGUGGGGGGGGGGGGGAGGGAAACAAAGCAACCACAGCAUCUUUGCUUCGUUUUGCGCUCAUUUUGCGCAAUGCAUCUUUGAGCAAAGCAGUCAGUAUCUGUUGCAAUGCGCAUACAAAUGUAAUGUAUAGGGACUACUACGGUGUUGUUAUUGUAGGGUAAUUGUUUUUAUGUACGUUUAAGGUUUGAGUCUUAAAUGGAGCAGCUCUACUCAGUUUUUUUUUGUUUUAGGUACAAACAAAUGGGAAGAAAUCGUUUUGCAACUAUUAUGCUUGUGUUGCUGGAAGCAAACAGAAAUGCUAGGAUUAGCAAACAAACCUCCUUUCCAUUGGUAGUAACGAUGUGUGAUGUAUGUAAUUUUGUGUAAAAAUUAUUUAAAAAAAAGGAUAGACACACACACACAACACGUUAAGGAUGUGCCCCACGCAAAGCCACAGAGACGAUUCUCUUAUUGUCAGUGGGCCUGAUUGCGUUCGUUGUCAAUUGUUUACCGUUUUUUGUUCGCUAAAAAAAAAAGAAACGUUAUCCUCUCAGCGUGUCCAACGAUAACUACUAGAGAAAAAAGCCCGUUUAUUGUAAGUGUAUAUUAUUAAUUAAAUCGUAUUUAUGCCCUCGUUAUUCAUUGCGAACGUUUGAUUCGUGUUCGUCCAAAAACUGGAUAAUCAAUUACAACUAAAAAAAACGCAAAAGCAAGCAACUUUACUCUCUCUCUAUCUCUCUUGUUAAGCUCGUUAAAAACAACCCAACACACACACAAAGCAAGAAACAAAACUCGUUAUCCAAAUUUGCUAGUAUGAUGCUACUGAAGCAAACCUAUAUAUAUAUAUAUGAAUAUAUAUACUUACACAUAUGCAAAUAUAUACAUAUAUUUAGAUCUUACACGAAAACCUCUGGAAAAUCCCCUGGAGCCCCUCCCGAUCAUCUCUCUAAGUAUGUAUAUCCCUAAAGCAAAAAAAUAGCGAUGGUUCGCGGGAUUCAAACAGUACGAGGGGGAACGAUAAUAAAUGGGGUUCUUACUUCAAACCGAAGUGUGUUAUCUAUUUAUGCUGUAUUGCAAAAAAAACAAAGAGCGUUACAUGAAUUUAGUAGUGCGGGGUAGUGUGCGCGCGGAACCACAGUUGCUGAACGCGCGUGUAUUCUAUCUAUCUCACCACUCUCUAACCUCCCAUAUCCUAGAAUCGAUUCGGCAAUGCAAAGUUCAAGCUGAUAGAGUGUUUAGGUUGUAGCUUCUGUUGUUCCCCAAUUGCCAGGCCGGCCGCCUUCCUUGUACGAUCCGUACCGUACCGUAUCGCUGUACCAUACAGCAUCAUAAUCAAGAGCAAGCACACACACACAUACACACAUAAACACACAUUCACUCAUAAGAUAUGCGUAAAACUCAUGUGGGAGAGAAAAGAAAAUGCAUACAUAAGUGUUAAGUAUCAGCAAACUAGCGCAGUGGAAACCACAACGAGAGUUGCUAAAGUUCCAACCUUUUCCCAAAUAAUUGUACAACACUUUGUGUGAGUUCCUUUUUCAGCAGCAGCAUAUUCUCACUGGCUAAAAAUCUGCUAAAACGUUCAGCGAUCCCAACUGUGUGUUGUGUGUAAAUGUAAACGGAAAAUUGGGGAUAAACUCCCUCCAAAGCUAUAAAGCAAACACGGAAGACACACCACAGCAAAGUAAAAUCUAAUAAAGUUGAGAAUAAACAUGAGAAUAGUAGUUCCAAAUGAAAUAGAGAAACGAACAAAGCAAACAAAAAACAAAUCGAAAGAAAUAGUUGGUCAAUUUAAUUGUUCAACUCUUCUGUUGCUCUUUGAUGGUUGUACGAUUUUAAUUUUAGAUUAUUUCAAACAAAGAUUUUUGUUCUUUUAUUUAAGCUCUACUAUAUGUGCUUUAUUGCGCCACAUAAAACGAAGGUUCUAGAUGACAUUAUAAGCCAGCACUUGCACAGAUAACAAAUCUGCUACAAACUGUCCCACCCCUCUGUAGCGGAGUGGAUGUUGUAUAAAACCCCCGGCAAAAACAACAAAACAAAGAAAAACAAAGCUGCUAGCGUAAGCACGAAAGAUGCAACACGAAAGACUAAAACAAAACGUACAGCAAAAACCCACAGCUUCUGAACUAUAUACCACUGCAAAUGGACAAUUAUUAAGCUCAACCAUAACAAUAUUACAAAAAAAACAUAAAUGUAGAAACUAUAAUGAAGACACAUAAACGAAUGAACACAAACUUAUGAACAAAUAAAACAAAAAAACACAAGCAAGUAUGCAAACAGAAGAGGACAAAAUGGUCACUCAGCAUCAUCAUCAUGUUUCAUUCUGUUUUAAUCAUUUUCAAAAACCAUUACGUGUAACAAUCUGUGUGAAUGUGUAUGUUGUUCAAAUUCAUAAGAAAGGAAAUGGGGAGGGCAUAAAACACGGAAACAAUAUAUUUAUUUAUUUACCCCGUUGUUUACCGUGUUUACGUGGAAGAGACAAAAAAAAACGUAUGCAAAGAAACACACUGAUAUACUGAUGGAACAGUAAACAAAGCAAAAGCAAACAAAAAACAAACAACAAAAUAAUGGAAGAAUAUGAAAAUAUGUACUUUGGAAAAAUUCACACGAGACAAAUAAAACUGCAUUAUCCAUAACAAUAAA
Molecule: messenger RNA, 8504 nt
Organism: Anopheles coluzzii
Lineage: Eukaryota; Metazoa; Arthropoda; Insecta; Diptera; Culicidae
Gene: Dap160
Product: intersectin-1
Exons: 15
Coding region: 765-4301 (1178 amino acids)
Biological process (GO): clathrin-dependent synaptic vesicle endocytosis; endosomal transport
Cellular component (GO): clathrin-coated pit; intracellular vesicle; plasma membrane
Molecular function (GO): molecular adaptor activity; calcium ion binding; protein binding
Source: RefSeq, a predicted model, not a curated record